CCUCUCUCUGUCUCUCUCUUUCUUUCUCUCUGUUUCUUUUUCUUUUUAUUCUUUUUCUUUUCCUUCACUCCUCGAUCUCGAGGAUUCGAUCGAAACGAGCACAAUCUCCGCACAAUCGGAGAAGAGGGAGGUCUCUCUCUCUCUCUGUCGGAACUGAAAAUCGAACGAGGUGCAUGCGAGACGCGUACACGCGAGCCGAGGAGUCACGCUCGAAGCAACAGAGCGAAAGAACCCCGUGGCGAACCACGAGAUCGAUAGUGUUGUGGCAACCGCGUUUAAGACUGCCCUGCCAAGCGGUAUUCCGUCCGUAAGAUACUGGAUAGUGGAAACAGCUGAUAUCGAGAGAAUCUCUCUUUCCUUUCGCAAAAUUAAUACGAGCGAUAACGACGAGACCUCGAUUUUCAAAUCGUGCACACGGGACGGUUUUCCUGGAGAGAGUAAUACUUUAAUUAAAACUUUGGUUAAAUCCAAUCCAAAAAUACCUAUCUCAUCGAUUUCACAUCGUCUUCCUCGCGAUCACGAUUCUCGACGGUACGACGGCGUGUUUUACGACAGCAGGGAAAUCGACACGUGCAACCUGUGCAUUCAGUGUUCUCCAGAGGAGUGUAAAGAAGCGAAAAAAAGUCACGGUGAUCCAUUCCACAGUGGAAACUUGGCGUUAUCGAAAAUAUGACGAGGUGGACCGAGAUAGUUUCACGUCUACAAAGAGUUGAUGGUUAUCUGAUAGCGAUAACGCUUCUCACUUUAUACGUGAAUACGGAGGCGGUACCAACCAAUGUCGUCAUCAGUGACACCACUGCCGCGAAUUACUUGGCGCAAUACGGAUAUCUACCGCCGAUAAAUCCGGAAAAUGGUGCCUUUUUAAGCGAGGAGAAAUUGACAGCGGCGAUAGAAGAAUUCCAAGCGUUUGCCGGCCUUAACAUAACAGGUGAAUUGAAUGACGAGACCGCCAAGCUUAUGGCUACACCGAGAUGCGGUGUAAAAGAUAAAGUUGGGCCAGCUGCCGAUGGAAGAUCGAAAAGAUACGCUCUUCAGGGCUCCAGAUGGCGUACAAAGAACCUGACGUAUAAAAUUAGCAAGUAUCCAACUGGUCUGAACAAACAGGAAGUGGACAAAGAAAUCGCAAACGCGUUCAACGUUUGGUCGGGUGAAACCGACCUGACGUUCACCCGUAAAAAAGGGCACGAAAACGUUCACAUCGAAAUCAGAUUCGAAGUGGGCGAGCACGGCGAUGGUGACCCUUUUGACGGGCCUGGCGGUACUUUGGCACACGCGUAUUUUCCCGUAUACGGUGGUGAUGCCCACUUCGACGACGCCGAACGAUGGACGAUCAGAAGUUAUCGCGGUACCAAUCUCUUCCAGGUCGCGGCUCACGAAUUCGGGCAUUCGCUCGGUUUGAGUCACAGCGAUGUCAAGAGCGCCUUAAUGGCACCAUUUUAUCGCGGCUAUGAUCCACACUUUACUCUGGAUCAAGAUGAUAUUAGCGCGAUUCAGGCUCUAUAUGGGACGAAAACUAAUUCGCGAAGAUCGCAGCCUCUGCCGCCUGCCGAAGAAGAUCCUGAAUUGUGUAAAGAUCCCAAGGUCGACACGAUGUUCGAUACGAAAGACGGCGAGAUAAUUGUGUUCAAAGGAAAAUAUUACUGGAAAUUAACGGACAAUGGUGUGGCUAGCGGAUACCCUAGACGUAUUAGUAGUACGUGGAAGGAGCUUCCGGCAAACAUAGACGCUGCAUUUACAUACAGAAAUGGCAAGACUUACUUUUUCAAGGGCACGCAGUACUGGAGAUACAUUAAUACGACUAUGGACGGUGACUAUCCGAAGGAAAUUAGCGAUGGUUUUACCGGUAUUCCCGAUAACAUCGACGCGGCUACCGUUUGGACCGGAAACGGCAAGAUUUACUUCUACAAAGGUACAAAAUUCUGGCGCUUCGAUCCGGCGUCGAAACCACCGGUAAGAAGUAACUAUCCUAAACUCAUCCAAAACUGGGAAGGCAUACCGAAUCCCAUCAACGCGGCAGUGACCUACAAGGGCUACACGUAUUUCUUUCAAGAUAACGCUUAUUAUCGAUUCAACGAUCGACAAUUUAAGGUGGACGACGCUAAUCCCGCUUUCCCAAGAUCGACAGCGUAUUGGUGGUUCGGGUGCAAGUCCGCUAGCAGAGGUACAUUAGGUAAUGACCAUUGGCCAUUCGCAUUUACCAGUAAUUUGGACGUGGCUGACAUGUACGACGAUUACGGUAGUCUUGACAGCGUUGGCGACAUCAUUCUAGACGCAGGAGGAACCGAUGAACUUGUUACGUCAUCGAAUCACAAUCAAGGAGACUCCGAAUCGUCCGCGAAUUCGUUCCGAUAUGGGUCGGAAAGGACGUGGCAGCUUCUCCUCAGCAGCACUAUGACAGCGAUCAUCGUAAGAUUUGUCGUGGCUACGUAGAAUUACGUAGGGUGGUGUCCAUUACUCCGUUGGAUAGAUGCGAUGGGCCGAUCACUCGGAUCGAUACGUACGUACGUGCGCACGAGCAAGGGAACGAAAUGCGAUCAAGACCGGGACGGAACUUUUUCCCUAUAAAAAAUAGUGAACAUAUUGAAACUCGAUCAAUAUCGAUCUCGCUGAAGUCGCACGAAGUCGCAUCGUCGUUGAUACAGUGAAACAGGAAUUUGCGCUCCUGAUAAUUAAAUUAUGUAGAUAGUUAGAAAAUUAUGCAAUAUUCCCGCCCAGUUUAAUUGUUGAUUGCCGCAUGAAUUGUCCAUUGCGCAAGCGUAUCAUUGCACCUAUUUGAUUUGCACACGUUUACAGCAUUUUGAUAAAUGCAAACACAAAAUAUACGCGAAAUAUCUUUAUGAUAUAUCUCUGUGUUAUCACUUUGAUAAUGAUGUUUCACGCGCGUAACAUAACAUGGAACAUCCUACACUGCCUAUUUAUCCCUCAUUCGCCAAGACUUUGAAUAUUAAAAGCACUUAUCGAUGAGUCCGAUUGGGACCCAAUAAUUUGACUAGAUCGCGCUAUGCGUAAAGGAUAUUAAGACGUUGCGACAUGACAAUUAAUAAUUAAAAAGCAAUAAUUAGAUUUUUGACUGACAAUAUUUAAAAAAAAAUAUUUGUUAAUUAAAUGAAAGUGCUGUGUGAAUAUUAUAAUAGAUCCUUCUACUUAUGUAACGUAAAUGCUAAACUAUUCUAUGCGUAAUGCGGCAUUUGCAUUGAUAUAUUAUUUCUAUGUCUAAGUUCAUUUGCAUGCGCGAGCCAUUUAUAUGUAUGUAAAUAUUCAUAGUCUAAUAGCGUCACUGUUGCUGUGUUACGUCUAUGCUAGGAUAACCGUUAUCUUACGUGCAAAAGAGUGCCUUAGAAAAUAUUUUUGUAAUUUAUACGAUCCUCUAAUAAGAAUUGUAAAUGUAUCAAGUCUGUCCUCAAGCGCGACUUUCUCUGUAUGAGAAAACUCGAAUCAAACACACAGGUUUGGUUCAAACACAUGUAAAACCUCCAUACGUUACGUAUAUUUGAAGAGAAUUCUUGUUUUUCUCUAAACGCUUCCCUCGCGAUUUUUCUCAAUAAUAACUUGUUUGUCUUGUAGCUUUAUAUGCAAUUAUAUAUAAUAUAUGCGCACACAUACGCGCACGCGCACGUGUGUAUGCUAGAGUAUUAUAAUUAACUAUAUGCAAAAAAAAUUGUCAGACCGAUCUCUGACAUUCAUGGUGCUGCUAAGUGUAACAAUUUAUACAUUUAUAUAGUUCUUAUGUAUAAAAAAAAAUGUCUCUUUCAUUUCCGAGAUCUUAUAAAAAAAAUACCCUAUGCCUGAAAUGCAUUUAACAAAGAUAUACAUAAUAUUCAUCUUUUUUGGUAAAAAGAUAUUUGAAACAAAUGUUUUCGCUGUAUUUCCAAUAUUGACAGAUAUUUAAGAUAAUCUUAAUUUUUAUACAAUCCAUAUUUUCUUACAUUUCAAAAGUGUCAGAGAUAAUACUAUAAAAUUGUUUGACUAGUACUUAAUCGUUAACAAUUAUUUAGACUCCAAGUACUAUCAGAGUACAGGAAGAAAGGCUUUGUACUUUUUAUCACUAUUUAUUGAAUAAGAGAAUUUCUGUAUAACAAGAAAGUAAUUUGUUUAUUGUUUCAAGUUGAUUAAAUAGUUAUUUAUUGUUUAAGGCAAGUUAUCGACUGAUAUACAUAAAUGUAAUUGUGCAACGCCUUUCUUUAUGUUCCUACUGAUAUUAGAAUGUUAAGAAAUCAUAUCGAAACUUGCCACGCCAUUGUGUCGUGCCUUGAACAAAAUCUCUUGUAUUAUAUCCUUCAUUGUCAUACAAUUAAUAUUAAUAAAUACAUGUGUUUAUUUUAACUA
Pogonomyrmex barbatus (red harvester ant) is the source of this 4326-nucleotide messenger RNA. Its product is annotated as Matrix metalloproteinase 1. Gene Ontology annotation, cellular component: extracellular matrix. NCBI's taxonomy places the organism in Eukaryota, Metazoa, Arthropoda, Insecta, Hymenoptera, Formicidae. The record is from RefSeq and is a predicted model, not a curated record. Gene Ontology annotation, biological process: extracellular matrix organization; collagen catabolic process; proteolysis. Gene Ontology annotation, molecular function: zinc ion binding; metalloendopeptidase activity.